Molecule: messenger RNA, 1350 nt
Organism: Carya illinoinensis
Lineage: Eukaryota; Viridiplantae; Streptophyta; Magnoliopsida; Fagales; Juglandaceae
Exons: 1
Coding region: 1-1350 (449 amino acids)
Molecular function (GO): nucleic acid binding; zinc ion binding
Source: RefSeq, a predicted model, not a curated record
AUGGCAGAAGAUUUGGAGUUCUUGUAUGGAAAGAUGUCUCUAAUAGAGACUGAAAAGGAAGUCGUUGCGGUUGAUGAUGAAAUAGUACAAGAGAAUCUUGUGCGUGGAAAGAAAUGUUUGAUAGUGCAACUUCUCACUACCAAACAUUAUAACAAGGAGGCUUUCAAGCAGGUGUUGAGGAAGAUUUGGCGUCCUCUUCAGCCUUUGCGUUUGCAGUCGUUAGGGACCAAAUUUCUCAUUGCAGAGUUCGAGGAUGUCAAAGAUCAGGAGAGGAUUUUGCGUGAUGGUCCUUGGUCUUUUGAUAAGCAACUUGUUCUUCUUAAGAAAUUUGAUGGUUUGCUUCAAACUCAUCAAAUCACUCUCACAAAAGCGUUUUUCUGGGUACGUAUUCAUGAUCUUCCACUCAUGGCACGUAGUCAGAGUAUUGGAUUUAAAAUUGGGGCUUCUUUGGGAAAAGUCUUGGAGGUGGAUUUGCUUGAUGGGGAGUGUGAAUGGGGGGAGUUCAUGAGGGUUCGAAUUUGUAUUGAUGUCUCAAAGCCACUACUACGGGGGAAGCAAGUCAGUCUGGGAGGGUUAGGGACUUACUGGGUCAGAUUUUCUUAUGAACGUUUGCCUGAAUUUUGUUACUUAUGUGGCCGAAUUGGGCAUGUUCAGAGAGAUUGCGAGCAGGCUGUUGAGAGGGAUGUUUUAAAUGGGAGUCUACCUUAUGGACAAUGGCUGCGAGAUCUUGGCCAGACUAGCUCUUCAUCGGUCCCGUUUGGUCGUCAACAACCAUCAACGGCGGCUCACCGUGCUGCUGCGAGUUCUGGGAACGAGAGGACUGAAGCUCGAAAAGACACGGCCGUUACUCAGAGGAGAGUUAAUCCGGGGGAGCUGUUAGCUGCAAAAUCAGUGCAAAUUUUAAAUGAGAAGAUUAAUGCCAUUAAGGAGGUGGAAAUGACCGUUGAAGCUACAGUUAAUGGUGGGAGUGAAACUCGGACGAAGGUACAAGAUGAACUGGCUAGGGUUGCCGUAAAUGAUAUGGGCCAAGAUAGUCUUUCUGCAUUGGGCUCAGUUUGUCCUGAAUUGGGUCUAUCCUCUCACCAUAAUGAGCCAUCUAAUGAAAGGCCAGUUACGUCCAGCCCAUCAACAUCUGUCUGGAAAAGGAAAAUAGCUCGUGGAAAACAAAGGAAAGACGAUAGCUGCAGUUCUCAUAAGAAGCCGAGUAAGAGGGUUUCAACUACUAAGCUGAAGGAAGCUAAAGCAAAAAAAGGAAGGAGUAUUUCUGAAGACAUCCAGAUUUGCUAUCUUCAUGAGGUUCCAGUUUGUUCAUCGGCAGUGGCUGAUUUUCAGCCCUGCCGAAAACCAUGA